Colletes gigas is the source of this 2260-nucleotide messenger RNA. RefSeq lists its product as uncharacterized. NCBI's taxonomy places the organism in Eukaryota, Metazoa, Arthropoda, Insecta, Hymenoptera, Colletidae. The record is from RefSeq and is a predicted model, not a curated record. The transcript is spliced from 4 exons. Bases 682 to 1413 code for a protein of 243 amino acids.
AUCUUGUAGCAACUGAGCAAGCGCAAGCGCAAACCUCUCCGUAACGUGUAACUCCUGCAUAGUUUAAAGGUCUGGAGUAUACUGCGUGUUUGGUUAACCAGAGCUAGCGAAAUGUCUGCCUGUUGUGCAGUUUCAUAAUUUGUGCGUUCGUCCGAGCCUUGUAUAUAUUCUAAGUGUGCAAAGAGAGAAUUUAACAGACUGUUCGUCGUGUAAUAUUCGUUAAAGUCGCACACGCGCAACGGUUUGCUCGCAGCGAUCAAGUGGGGAAACAAUAACAAACAAUGGCGCAGGGCUCUGUAUGAUCUUUCUCGAAGUGUGUAUCGGGUCGGACAUUGUAAAGCGUAUCGCGGAUAAACGUAUCGCCGUGUAACAGUCCAGAUUUUCUUCGUGAACAUUUACGUAUCGUUUCGCCUAAGCGUGACGUAUUUUCCGAUCGAGUUGUAUCGAGCGGAGCAACGGAGGUUAGCGUCUGGCAUACGGUUCAAGGAUUCAAAUCGUAUGACGACCGACUGUUUCGAGACGCGUUUAUCACGCGCCUGUUCUUUUUCUCCGAGGCUUGUGCCAAAAGACGUACGUUGCGCAACAUAAAUACGUUUGUGACAUUCUUUGGGAAGUAUUGUUUGCCGCAACGCUAAUUCGGAGUCCAAGUGGAACGGUCUCUUGAGUUCUUGGUAACUCUAAAUGACAACUGCAAUGGGAGGAGUGAAUCUUCAUACGCCUCCGUCGAUAUUUCAACAUAUGAUGGGACAGCAGAAUGUUCCCCAACAGCCUGCAAUGUGGAUGCAAAUGCCACAAGUACCUCCAAUGACAAUACCAUGGAGCGUGCCCUCCUUAAACCAACAAGAAUUAGUCAGAUUUACUGGUGAGCAGAGUUUUAAACCGAUCAUCCAUCAGAAAAGAAAACUAGAAGCUGUUGAUUUAUUAGACGCAAGGCAGACAAAACAAUUUAUAACGGAAGACAAAAUGACUGCUCAUUUCAAAGAAUUGCAUAUCAGUCCAAAUUAUCAGCCGUCGUCGCCGGUACCGUCAACGUCAACGGCUGAUUCGCAGUCAGCUUCUGCCAGAGAACUAAAUAUGGAUCUGGACAUAGGUGCAACGAGUACGGUAGACGCGGAUCGAAUAAAAUCUGGACAUUGCAGAUUGGUGCUUUCGGAGGAAUUGAAGAAAUUGCAACCAGAACCUCUUCUUCCAUCUUCGUUGUUGUCUAAAUUGGAGAGGCCCUCCAUGGCUCUAGUUCUUUGGGAACCGCCGUGCAAACACCUUCGCAUUUUUCCAACGAGAGACCUGGCUACUACCACCCCCAAUGCGUCCGACGACAACAACAAUAAUAACAAUAAUAAUAACGAUGCCAUUCCCGACUUGAAUCAAACGUUAUCGAGUAACGCGUCAGUUUACGAGCCGAUGGAAUUAUGAAGGUAAUUUGUCAGCAAGUUUCUUAUUUCUGUAUAUUGCUGGACGACGGGGUAAAUGAUAUUGUAUUCUAAAAUGUACGUAGAUUAUGAGGAGGGUGGGAAGAUAUGUCAUGCCUUUUAUUUUUUAUCCAAUAUGCUUUGUGUAAUAUUUUGUGAAGUAACGAAGGUAUAAAGCCUUUUUUUUUUAUUGGGCGAAUACACUCUAUAUCGGGUAGUUAAUUAUGCAGUGAGAAUCUGUUGCUGUUAUGUUUUAAGUUGGAAUGUAUUUGUUGCGUUUCGCAAAGUGUGUAACCACUUUAAUACGUUCACGCCGGGAUGAACUACUGUGGACUUUUGUCUGAUUUUUUGUUAAAAAAAUUAGGAAAAAAGUUCGUAAAUUCGGGAAUAACAAUGUCCGUUUUUGUUUCGAGUAUCUUGUAUUAACAAAAAAAAAAAUACACCGAUUGGACAAACGACUUCGUUCUGGUGGAAGGAAGUACAAAGUAAUAGAGCCGCCCAUCGUGAGUGUAUUAACUGAGUAAGCGUAAACUGGUUAUUAUAAAUUAUAUAUAAUUAUAAUUUGUGCGUGUAAACUGGUUGAAAGGAAAAAUGUGUCUUUAGCAAAUGCGUUCAGAAGUUUAAUAUUGAAUUCAGUAUUAUUGUAAUUAUCAUCGUUAACGUGUUAAAAAAGUGUCACGUCGAUACUGUUCGUGACAUUACUGUUUGAUCUGUACAAAGUUUGUAUCCAUCAUUUAUUUCGUUGUGAUUGAAAUUCUAGUGUAAUACGAAUGCUAUGUUAAAAUUGGAAUGCACAAGGAAAGAAAAGUGAUUUUUACCGAGGUAGUUUUUAUUUCUACACUGUAUGUGCA